AUGUCUGCUAGUUCUGAAUAUGGGAGAGAUUUUAAAAAUAAAUUAAAUCUUUCUGUGCACAAAGAAAUUCAGAAAGAUGAACGAACAUUUUCAUGUUCAGAAAGAGAGAACAUGUUUGUGUUAUCAAGUUUUGCUCAACAUCAGAGAAAUUCCACAGGAGAGAAGCCUUAUUCAUGUUCAGAAUGUGAGAAAACUUUUACUGUGAAAUCAAGUCUAAUUCGACAUCUCAGAAUUCACACAGGAGAAAAGCCAUUUUCAUGUCAGGAAUGUGGGGAGUUGUUUACGCGUAAACAUCAUCUAGAACUACAUAUGAGAAGUCACACAGGAGAGAAGCCAUUUUUAUGUUCGGAAUGUGGGAAGUGGUUUAAGAGUCAACAGCAUCUUAAGAUACACCUGAGAACUCAUACUGGAGAGAAGCCAUAUUCAUUAGAAAAUCAAAGUCUUGUGAAACAUCAGAGAAUUCACACAGGAGAGAAGCCAUUUUCAUGUUCUGAAUGUGGGAAGUGUUUUAGGCUCUGGAACUCCAUCAAUGCCAUCGUUGAAACGAAAUCGCGGUUCAGGAACAGGAAACGGCUCGUACUCAGGAGGGAGAACAUGUCUGUCCUGAACUGCCGCAGACUUAUACACAGUCUGCUGCGGGAUUACAACAUCUUGGACAUCGACGAUGACUAA
Messenger RNA from Bufo gargarizans (Asiatic toad), 672 nucleotides. Its product is annotated as gastrula zinc finger protein XlCGF49.1-like. Lineage: Eukaryota; Metazoa; Chordata; Amphibia; Anura; Bufonidae. The coding region runs from base 1 to 672 and encodes 223 amino acids. The record is from RefSeq and is a predicted model, not a curated record. The transcript is spliced from 5 exons.